Penicillium cataractarum is the source of this 189-nucleotide messenger RNA. RefSeq lists its product as uncharacterized. Lineage: Eukaryota; Fungi; Ascomycota; Eurotiomycetes; Eurotiales; Aspergillaceae. The transcript has a single exon. The record is from RefSeq and is a predicted model, not a curated record. The coding region runs from base 1 to 189 and encodes 62 amino acids.
AUGUCGGGAAUGGUUGUCGAGGAGCCAGAUAUCGAAAUUGGCGCUGGCGUCUCGUCCAAGGCCAUCGGUCAACGCAUUGUGGCUGGCUUUGACGGCAAGCGUGGCCGAAACUCACACCGCUUUGGCGGCGGCGGUCGCAGCGCCCGCCUCGCGCCGAUCACCACUGCCACGUCCCUCCCCACAUGGUAG